Molecule: messenger RNA, 1677 nt
Organism: Daphnia magna
Lineage: Eukaryota; Metazoa; Arthropoda; Branchiopoda; Diplostraca; Daphniidae
Product: histone-lysine N-methyltransferase NSD3-like
Exons: 1
Coding region: 106-915 (269 amino acids)
Cellular component (GO): nucleus
Source: RefSeq, a predicted model, not a curated record
AGGCAGAGUCGGCAAAAAUGUAUAGCCUCGCCCUUCGAGGUGGAAGACCUUCCAUCCCGCCGUACGGCCACCAGGUGGCGAGUGUUCAAUGCCCAUGUAGCCCAGAUGAACCGCUACGUCACCAAACAAGGCACAGACACGGAAUCAUCCAGCCAAGCAAGCCCGGAGGAGACGGAUUCAUCGUCCUCCCACUCAUCGGCCCGGUCGUUAGACGAGCAUUUUUCGUCAGCCAGCGACUCACCAUCUAACGAGGAAUCGUCGUCUUCCCAUUCGCCCUCGGUUUCAAGCGACUCGGCAUCUAACGAAGAAUCGUCGUCUUCCCGUUCACCCUCUGUUUCAAGCGUUUCCGGACCGUCUCCACAGCGUUUGUCUCCGUCAUCUGAUUCGUCCUCGUCGUCUUCAUCGUUUCCCUCACGGAACAACGCGAGCCCGGAACCAAGAAGCUCGUUGGAUGGCCUCCAGUCGCCGUCGGCUUCCGGUAGGAGCGUCUCUGAAGCUGUCCCGCUUUCCCCAACGAUUCCACUCGGUCUCGGAGAUUUAUUUUGGGCGUACAUCCCAGGCUACCCACUAUGGCCAGCACUCAUCACCCAAGACCCUGUCUCCUCCGUACACACCAAAACGAAGUCCGUCGGAAGAACCAAAAUUCGGUUUUUCCAUGUUGAGUUCUACGCGGACAACGGAGCACGGAGUUGGCUGUCGGCCAAAAUGUUGUUCCAUUUCAGCGGGGGUGUAGAAGAACUACUGGCAGGAAACGGCGAAUUCUGCAAGCACGUCCAAACUAAGAGCAAGGUCUUUAAAUCUCUCCAUCAAGCAAACCGCACCCAAAGAAAAGACUGGCAGCUCGCUGUAGCAGAAGCCAGGAACGCCCUUCGCCUAGCGGCCCAGCAACGAAUAAUUUCGCUCAGGUCCUCUUAAGUCACUUUGCCCCAUCACCUACACCACCGCAUCCCCACUGACUUUCCCUUCUACACCAAUCAACGCCACUCUGGUGUAACUGAAAUAAGCGGGGCCCUGCCUAUAUGUUGUGUUCCCUAAAUGUUAUAUUCUUUGUUGUACGUGCCUCUCUAUCUUUUAUGUUCAACGUAAUACUUAUGGAUAACGUUUUGUGCGUGAUAUGCUGUCUCUACUCCUCCCCCAGUUUCCCCAACGAAGUUUGCAAAGUAAUUAUCAGUUCUACCUUUUGUGUACGACAAAAUGAUUUGGGAAAGUAAGGUUAGGGCGUAAAAUCUUUAGUCAUUAUUAGCUAAACCCGGCGCUCUCCUUAUAUUUCUGGUUGAUGUCUGGAUUCCCACCUUGGAUUGGGUCUGUACCCAUUGUUUCGUAUUUUGUCUGAAUUUAUGUCUUGUGUUUAUGGCCCUUAAUCAAAUUGCUAGUCGAAGUUGGCUGCAUGCACCUAAACGGUGCUCUUCUUCCGGUCUGGCCGCGGGACGCUGGCCCAUCCGGGGGAGGGUGGGCAUGUUACGGGCGACUCCGAGAUGGCGCGCAAGCAGCCAGAGGAGCAGACGGACUCGCGUCGCCCGUGAUGGGGGCAGUUGGAUCUGGAAGGGGACGAGGACACAUCUUUUUUGGCUGCAAUAAACGGCUUGUCUUGUCUCUAAAUAUAAUUGCAUUUAACGAGCAUUCGCUCGUUACAGUAAUAGGUGCAUCCUUAUCGAUCUUUGAUACGAACCAAGCAUU